CCCUGACAGUGAUGAGCAGGUGCUCGGCCGGCGUUGGUAGCUGUUCGGCUGUGUCCGUGCCCUGCUGAAUCCGGGGAUAGUUGGAUGUGUCUGCAAGAAAGGGCCCCAGGGGAAGCAUCAGCUUAUUUAUCUUUUAAUCACCCAUAAAGAAUGGCUUUUCGGAAUGUGGUCAAGGGAACAGUGUUCCUUGGAGGAGGUGCUGUGGCUGCAGUUUUUGGGCUGUCCCAUUUAACAGACAAGAGGAAGGCAAGCAUAACUUCUGUGGAAGCCGCAGAACCCAUUAAAUCAUCUAUUCAAAAUGAGCUGCCUCCAAGGGAAGCCCAGCUGCUAACACUACAGAAAACUAAAGAAUUUGAUGUGUUGGUUAUUGGUGGAGGAGCAACUGGCUGUGGAUGUGCAUUGGAUGCAGUCUCUAGAGGCCUAAAGACUGCCCUUGUGGAAAAAGAUGAUUUCUCUUCUGGGACAAGCAGUAGAAGCACUAAACUGAUACAUGGCGGCGUCCGAUAUUUGCAGAAAGCCAUAAUGAACCUUGAUAUUGAACAGUAUAAACUUGUUAAAGAAGCUCUCCAUGAGCGUGCCAAUCUUCUGGAAAUCGCGCCUCAUUUGUCCGCACCGUUACCUAUAAUGCUGCCUGUUUACAAAUGGUGGCAGUUGCCUUAUUACUGGAUUGGAAUAAAGGCUUAUGAUCUUGUGGCUGGAAGCCAGUGCCUGAGGAGCAGUUACAUCCUGAGCAAGUCUAAAGCCUUGGGGCUCUUCCCCAUGCUGCGGAAAGAUAAACUGGUCGGGGCAAUUGUCUAUUAUGAUGGACAACACAACGACGCACGGAUGAACCUUGCCAUCGCCCUCACUGCUGCCAGGUACGGUGCUGCCACAGCCAAUUACACUGAAGUGGUACGCUUGCUGAGGAAGAUUGAUCCAGAAAGCGGCAAGGAACUCGUCUGUGGCGCACGGUGCAGAGAUAUUCUAACAGGGCAAGAAUUUGAUGUCAGAGCAAAAUGUGUCAUCAAUGCAACAGGACCUUUUACUGACUCUGUGCGCAAAAUGGAUGAUCAGGAGGUCAAAAACAUCUGUCAGCCUAGUGCUGGGGUGCAUAUUGUGAUGCCUGGAUAUUACAGCCCAGACAAUAUGGGACUGCUUGAUCCAGCCACUAGUGAUGGGCGAGUGAUUUUCUUUCUGCCAUGGGAGAAGAUGACUAUUGCCGGAACGACUGACACCCCAACAGAAGUCACACACCACCCCAUUCCAACAGAUGAAGAUAUAAAUUUCAUAUUAACAGAAGUGCGAAACUACCUUAGCAGUGAUGUGGAAGUUCGAAGAGGAGAUGUUCUUGCAGCCUGGAGCGGCAUUCGCCCCUUGGUCACAAAUCCCAAUUCCAAAGAUACCCAGUCAAUAUCCCGCAAUCAUGUUGUUGAUGUUAGUGAGAGUGGUCUUGUCACAAUAGCAGGUGGGAAAUGGACCACGUAUCGCUCAAUGGCAGAAGACACACUGGAUGCAGCAGUAAAAGCUCACAAUUUGAAAGCAGGGCCAUGUAGAACUGUGGGACUGUUCCUUGAAGGGGGGCAGGAUUGGUCCCCCACCCUUUAUAUCCGUCUUGUUCAAGAUUAUGGUCUUGAAAGUGAGGUGGCUCAGCAUCUUGCAGCUACCUACGGAGACCAGGCCUUUGAGGUGGCCAAAUUGGCCAAAGUCACGGGGAAAAGAUGGCCGAUUGUUGGAAAGCGUCUUGUGUCAGAAUUUCCAUACAUUGAAGCAGAGGUUAAAUAUGCACUAAGAGAAUACGCCUGUACAGCAGUUGAUGUCAUUUCUCGCAGAACUCGCCUAGCAUUUCUCAAUGUUCAGGCUGCAGAAGAAGCCUUACCGCGAAUAGUCGAUAUCAUGGCCAAAGAGCUUAACUGGAAGGAGCAAAGGAAGAAGGAAGAAUUGGAAACAGCAAAGAAAUUCCUGUACUAUGAAAUGGGGUACAAAUCUCGAUCUGAACAGCUAACAGACCGAUCUGAAAUUAAUCUGUCACCUUCUGAUGUAGACAGGUAUACAAAGAGAUUUCACAAGUUUGAUAAGGACAAGAAGGGAUUUAUCACCAUACUGGAUGUUCAGCAUGUUCUGGAGAAUAUUAACGUUCACAUGGACGCCAACAAUCUACACGAGAUCCUGAAUGAAGUUGAUCUCAAUAAGAACGGGCAAGUGGAGCUCAAUGAGUUCUUGCAGCUAAUGAGCGCAAUUCAGAAAGGCUUCGUGUCAAGCAGCCGCCUGGCAAUUCUCAUGAAGAGUGCAGAAGAGAACCUGGAGCAAAGAGAACCUAUUCCUGUGCAUCGCAGCGGUGGCGGAGUGUGAGUCUUAUGGGAAUUGGAAGCUCGUUACUGCUUCUGUAUGCUGGAGAACAUUCCAAAGCUGCUUUUUUGCUGUGUACACAUGCAGAUUUGGCACCCAGUGUGACAUUACAAAUAUAUAUAUUUUUUCAAGUUUUUUUUUCAUGUAAACAUUUAUACUAGAAAGUCCUUUGGUGUUUUCUAUAUAAAGUAAUUAAUUUAGGGUCUUAAAAUUUUGCCUUGGUUUUUUGGUUUAUUUUAUAUAUUUUAUGAAUGUAGCUUUUUAAUUUUAUGGAAUAUUUAUAUUUCACUUAAUAGGGAGAAGCUAGUAUUUUAAACUUCAUACAUGUUUGCCUUUUGCUUAUUCUAAGAGGCAGUAAGAAACAUUUUUACUGCACUCAAGGUGGUUUUUUCUUCAUCAUCAUCAUGGAAAAACAGAAACUCACACUAAAAUCAAAUUCUUUAAUUUAUUAACGAUUCUGCAAAAUCUCAUAUACUGUAUUUCUAAAGAUUUCAAAUUACCUUGAAUAUGGAAAAUAUACCUCUCAUUGACUUAUACAAAAGCUCACCAGCUUUUAUUCAUUUUGAGUUUCUAGAUUUUUUCAGUUGAUCAAUUUCAAAAAUAUCAAGUUGGGAAAACAAUAAUUUAGAAAAUUUUUAAUUAGAUUUUAUUUUUCCUUCUGGACAACUCAGAUCGAGAGAAAAUUUUGAAGAAUUUUAGUGACAUCCUCUAAGAGGCUUUUUUUUUUUUUAAUUAAAGGUCCAUUUUAGUGGGUUUAGAACAUUCUCUAAAACCACAAAUAUCAUUCAAUUUAUUAAAAGUAUGAAUGAAAAAGCACUGAAUGGUGCACUAAUAAAUACGAAUACCUU
Messenger RNA from Xenopus laevis (African clawed frog), 3173 nucleotides. RefSeq names its product glycerol-3-phosphate dehydrogenase 2 S homeolog (gene gpd2.S). Gene Ontology annotation, molecular function: calcium ion binding; glycerol-3-phosphate dehydrogenase (quinone) activity. The record is from RefSeq and is marked provisional. Gene Ontology annotation, biological process: glycerol-3-phosphate metabolic process. Lineage: Eukaryota; Metazoa; Chordata; Amphibia; Anura; Pipidae. Gene Ontology annotation, cellular component: mitochondrion; mitochondrial membrane.